Centropristis striata (black sea bass) is the source of this 2972-nucleotide messenger RNA. Its product is annotated as G2/M phase-specific E3 ubiquitin-protein ligase-like. The coding region runs from base 1 to 1122 and encodes 373 amino acids. Lineage: Eukaryota; Metazoa; Chordata; Actinopteri; Perciformes; Serranidae. Gene Ontology annotation, molecular function: ubiquitin-protein transferase activity. The record is from RefSeq and is a predicted model, not a curated record. The transcript has 9 exons.
AUGAGAAUUAAGCUUAUGAAUAAGUUAGUGUUUUUAUGUUUACACCAGCUAUGGCCAAGUCCUGAAUGCAGUACACCAGAGUGUAGUCAGUGGUCAACCACAACAUCCCAGCCAUCUAAUGGACAGGCCAAGAGUCUGACAAGGCCCCAUCAGACAACCACCUCAGAGGAUCAGCUUACUUCAAGUGACUCUUACAUAACAUACACCGAUAUCUAUGCACCUGGCAUCAUUGACAGCAGUUCUUCAGACUGUGAGGAAGGAGAGAAAUUGCCAGAGAAUCACAGUGAUGGACUGACAGCUGCAGAUGUGGUGUCCAAUUUGUCUCUGAAGCUUCACUCACGAUCCUGCAGCAGAUUCAACAUUAACCGGGCCAAUGUCUGGGAUGGUGCCUUAAGAGGGUUCAAGCAAUCCACAUAUGACCCUACCUACACCAUGCUGGUGAGAUUCUCAGAUGAUGUUGGGCAGAUAGAAGAGGCUUUGGACACCGGUGGACCCACUCGAGAAUUUCUUACUCUUUUGAUUGACACCAUGAAGACAAGACGGAUAUUUGAAGGCAAAGACAAUGCCAAAUACCUCUCAUUUGAUAGUAAAGCUUUGGAAGAUGAUGAAUACUUCCACGUUGGAAGAAUGAUUGCAGUCUCUAUGGUCCAUGGCGGUCCAGGGCCUCGUUGUCUCUCCCCAAACUUCUUCCUGUAUCUCGUUGGUAAAGUAAAGGCAAUUGAGGCUACAAUUGAGGAUAUCCAUGAUGAUGAAGUGAGGAAGGCCCUCCUUGAGAUAAAUAAUACUACAUCACUAACGGAACUCCAGAGACUUGCAGACAAACACUCCAGCAUGCUUCAGACAGCAGGCUGUUAUCGCUUCAUGACAUCACUAGACGACAAGAAGAGAGUCAAAGAUGAUUACAUUCAGUGGUAUUUCACCUACCGGAACCAUCUUUCCAUCCAGAGGUUCAAAGAGGGACUUGCAACUCUGGAUUUUCUCAAUGCCCUGGAACAGCAUCCUGCACUGUUCAUGCCAUUCAUGUGCUACAGUGAGAACUGUGUGAUGUUGUGGAGAGCUUGUUUCAUGUGCAGCUCAGUCCACCUGGUAGCACCAUGCGUCAGGAGGAGACCAGAGCACUGAACUACUGGCAAGACUAUCUGCUCUACGUUGAAGACUGCUCGAUGGACUCCACUUGGUCUGUCUGUGUCCCUGCUGGCAUUUCAUGUCCUCCUGCCCCAACCCCGGAACCACAGUGGGCAUACACUGUACAACAGGAUCACCAUUAUUGCAAGACGACCAGCGAAAAAGCUGGAAGAGAUGGAUGGAUGGUGUAUGCUGUGCGCUACACUGGCAUUGCCCUGAACGUGUUUGACAUCAUGUGGCGACGGUGAAAGGACAUGCCAGUGAUGCAUUCCCCAUGUCUGUGCGAGAUCAAGUUUUCAUGACACUUAUGAAGCUGAAGACCAACCGUGCCAGGAGUCAUCACUGCUUGGCUGCUGGGGAGACAGUCCAGGGCAGUCACUGUCCACCCACAGCUCAAAUGCUUACCAGUCAACUACAACCUUCCUAAAUUUCUUCGAUUUCUCAUUGUGCGCUAAUUGAAAUUUUAGGCAAGUUGGUUAGUGCUGAAGCUACCCCCAGUUGGAAAUCCCAUUUUAUCCCACAGAUCAAGCUGUUCACAUGUCCACUCACCAUAUUUUUCAUACAUAAAUCUUGCUGGCCCAGCUAAUGGAAUUAGUUUUGUAUUUUUUCCCAGUUAACAACCCAUUUUCUUUUUACUUAAUUUGAUCACUAACCUUCUGCCCUAUACAUCAAAUCAGGACAGACCUCACUUAUUUACAUGUUCCCCUCUCACAUGGUGUUAUCAGAGUUAAGUUCACAGUUUGAGUUUCCACAAGGCCUUGCUUCUUACAUAUCAAGUAGGUCGCCACCUACUUCAUGUCCCACCAUGACAGGAAACACCAAAUUUUUCCUUCACACAUUAAAUCCACCACUCCUUGUGUUUUGUUCCUAUCCAUUUUUUUUACCAUCAUAGAUUUUAUCCAACCAUCCAUUUUCAUAUUGCAAUCUGAUAUCACAGAACCAAGUGGAAGGAGAUUUUUUGCUGCAUUUUGCUGAACAUGAUUCGAUUACCGUGGGACUCAAGUGAGAGGCUUGUUUCUAAUGAUACGGUUCACUUCCUGUCUUAUUACAUGGUUGUCUCAAACAGUCUCACCGAUGUAGCGCCUCUUUUACUACCUCCGAAAGCAGUACAGAGCCGGGAUCAUUUGGUCCCCCCAUUAGACUUCUGGGAUGUUCAGACUGAAGGUGAAUCGUCACAGAAGCGUAUAUGUCACGGCUUGAAACGCUAUCUAUCUAGCUGGCUGGCUGUCUAUCUUAUAGAUUAUAGAUUGAAAAUUGUUCGGAACAAAAUACAGCUGGCACAAUACCAAUUCUGAAUCGAGAAUCUAUGGCAGCUUUCAGUUUUAAAUAUUGAAAUCAAAAGCAGUAUUGGCAAAAUGGAAAAUUUCACAACAAGGCCUUAGUGUGGUACAUUCCAGAGAAAUAUGGCAGGUUUAUCACGUUUGGUGCCACGUAGCCAUCAGACAAUAAAGUUCUAUCUUUAAAGAAGGGCAUAAAGUCAAUGAUCUGUUGAUCUUUAUAAAUCAAGAUUCCUUUCCACUCCACAUUAUUACAUUUUGUACAUUAUUUUUGUUUACAUAUUUAUUAGUGGCAUUAUGUUUUCAUCUGUUUUCAUUUUUUUUUUACAUUUGUUUAAGCAAUAACUUGUUUUGUUUGGGACAUUACCUUGGAAGAAGUAUAAAAGAUUGUAGCUGCUUGCACUAUCAGCUUUUUACAUAUGAAACGUUUCUAUGUGAAUGUUUUUGUACUUUAUAUUUGCAGUAAAAUAUUGUGUUACAAACAAGUUGUACAUCCUGUUUUUCUAAGAUGAAUCGACAGUGAUGGCAUGUUUGUUUUCAUGAUAUUAAAAGAAAGUUAUAAUAUAGACA